ACUGACGUUUAUUAACGAGAGAGAUAGCGAGAGAGAGAGAUCGAGAGAGAAUAAAAAGAGGAAAGUGGGAGGAAGGCAAGAGAUUGAAUAGCUCAGCUCCCUUUGUUUUCUUCAUCUUCUUUCCCCGUUAUAACCCCAACGGAACCGCAGCUCUCUCUCUUCAUUUCAGAGAGAGAAUCGUCAUUCUAGAGAGAGAAACCACAUCAAGCUCCCCACUCUCACUCUCACUCCUUUGUCUCCAUUACCUUUCCCUGAUUGUUGAGAUUUAUGGGUAGAGGAGGGCAGAAUGAAGGAAGGGGAGAGGAUUCAGGGACUGAUAGCACGUCGAAUCAAGUUUUUUUCGCGGCGUGGGCGAAAGAUGCUCAUGAAUGUGAAGAGGAGUUGAAGGUGAGGCGAGAUUGUGGAUUACCGGUAGAGGAAGUUGAGAAGAGGAGACAGAUUUAUGGAUGGAAUGAGUUGGAGAAGCACCAAGGGCAAUCGAUAUUUAGAUUGGUUUUGGAUCAGUUUAACGAUACUUUAGUUAGGAUUUUACUUGUUGCUGCUGUUGUUUCGUUUGUUUUGGCGUGGUAUGAUGGGGACGAAGGUGGGGAAAUGGAGAUCACGGCGUUUGUUGAGCCUUUGGUUAUAUUUUUGAUCUUGAUUGUGAAUGCGAUUGUUGGGGUUUGGCAAGAGAGUAAUGCGGAGAAAGCAUUAGAGGCUCUUAAGGAAAUUCAGUCGGAACAUGCGACGGUGAUUCGUGAUGGGCAGAAGAAUUCAAAUUUGCCUGCGAAAGAGCUUGUUCCAGGAGAUAUUGUUGAGCUUAGGGUUGGGGAUAAAGUGCCUGCAGAUAUGAGGGUUCUGAGUUUGAUUAGCUCUACUCUAAGGCUUGAGCAAGGUUCAUUGACGGGCGAGAGUGAGGCUGUUAGCAAGACAGUAAAGCCUGUCCCAGAAGAUUGUGAAAUUCAGGGGAAGAAAUGUAUGGUUUUUGCUGGAACGACUGUUGUCAAUGGAAAUUGUAUCUGUUUGGUCACUCAAACUGGUAUGAAUACAGAGAUAGGAAAGGUGCAUUCACAAAUUCAUGAAGCAUCCCAACAUGAGGAAGAUACGCCAUUGAAAAAGAAACUGAAUGAGUUUGGAGAGGUUCUGACUUUGUUAAUUGGUUUAAUUUGUGCCCUAGUGUGGCUUAUUAAUGUGAAAUAUUUUCUAUCUUGGGAGUACAUUGAUGGGUGGCCAACGAAUUUUCAGUUCUCAUUUGAAAAAUGCACAUAUUACUUCGAAAUUGCUGUUGCAUUAGCAGUCGCUGCCAUUCCAGAAGGCUUACCUGCGGUUAUUACAACAUGCUUGGCCCUUGGUACACGUAAGAUGGCUCAGAAGAAUGCCCUUGUACGCAAGCUUCCAAGUGUUGAAACUCUUGGUUGUACAACUGUCAUAUGUUCUGAUAAAACUGGUACUCUGACUACUAAUCAGAUGGCAGUGACUAAGCUUGUCGCUGUGGGUCUCCAAGGACAUGCUCUCCGAUCCUUUAGUGUUGAUGGCACUACAUACAAUCCUUUUGAUGGAAAAAUACAAAGUUGGCCCAUUGGUCAGUUGGAUACUAACCUUCAAACAAUUGCAAAGAUUGCUGCUGUCUGCAACGAUGCUGGUAUUGAACACAAUGGAAGUCAUUAUGUUGCUAGUGGGAUGCCUACUGAAGCAGCAUUGAAGGUUCUUGUCGAGAAAAUGGGGCUUCCUGAUGGACUAGAUACAAGUUUGUCCACAACUGGUAGUGAUGCACAACGUUGUUGCCGAAGAUGGUGUGACGUUGAACGUCGAAUCGGCACACUCGAGUUUGAUCGUGAUAGGAAGUCAAUGGGAGUUAUUGUUAGUUCUAGCUCUGGGAAAAAUUCAAUAUUCGUAAAGGGUGCAGUAGAAAACUUGUUGGAAAGAAGCUCUUUCAUUCAAUUAGAAGAUGGUUCUGUAGUAGAGCUUGACCAAAAGUCCAGGAAAGCUAUCUUAGAAAGCCUUCAUGAAAUGUCAUCAAGUGCAUUACGUGUAUUGGGUUUUGCAUACAAGGAUGAUCUAGCGGAGUUUGCAACAUAUACUGGUGAUGAAGACCAUCCAGCUCAUGAGCUUUUACUCAAUCCAUCUAACUACUCAUCUAUUGAGAGUAAACUUGUGUUUGCUGGUUUGGCUGGGUUAAGAGAUCCACCUCGAAAAGAAGUUCGCCAAGCUAUUGAGGACUGCAGAAUAGCUGGUAUUCAGGUCAUGGUUAUUACUGGAGAUAACAAGAACACUGCCGAAGCUAUUUGUCGUGAAAUAGGGGUCUUCGAACCGAAUGAGGACAUCAGUUCGAAGAGCUUAACAGGGAGAGAGUUCAUGGAUCAUCGUAACAAGAAAAAUCACUUAAGGCAGAGCGGAGGGCUCCUCUUUUCUAGGGCAGAGCCGAGGCAUAAACAAGAGAUAGUAAGGCUACUUAAAGAAAAUGGUGAAGUAGUUGCAAUGACUGGAGAUGGAGUGAAUGAUGCUCCUGCCCUGAAAUUGGCCGACAUUGGUAUUGCAAUGGGCAUUGCGGGUACAGAGGUUGCCAAAGAAGCGUCAGAUAUGGUGUUAGCAGAUGACAACUUUAGUACAAUCGUUGCUGCUGUUGGGGAAGGCAGGUCUAUCUAUAACAACAUGAAGGCAUUUAUUAGGUAUAUGAUUUCCUCAAAUAUUGGAGAGGUUGCCUCUAUAUUUCUCACAGCUGCUCUAGGUAUACCAGAGGGUCUUAUUCCUGUUCAGCUUUUGUGGGUCAAUCUGGUUACCGAUGGACCCCCAGCAACAGCUUUAGGAUUUAAUCCACCUGACAAGUACAUAAUGAAGAAUCCUCCUCGCAGAAGUGACGACUCUCUUAUCAGUGCAUGGAUAUUGUUUCGAUAUCUGGUUAUUGGACUCUAUGUAGGAAUAGCUACUGUAGGUGUAUUCAUUAUCUGGUUCACGCAAGAAUCUUUCUUAGGAAUUGACCUAAGCAAAGAUGGCCACAGUCUUGUCUCCUAUUCUCAACUUGCUAACUGGGAUCAAUGCACGUCCUGGGGGAAUUUCUCUGCUUCACCUUUUACUGCCGGAUCGCAAGUAUUCAAUUUUGAUGCUAAUCCAUGUGACUAUUUUCAGACUGGAAAGAUCAAAGCUAUGACUCUCUCGCUGUCUGUAUUGGUUGCCAUUGAGAUGUUCAAUUCCCUUAAUGCCCUCUCCGAGGAUGUGAGUCUUUUGAGUAUGCCUCCUUGGGUCAACCCAUGGCUCCUCCUGGCAAUGUCAGUUUCCUUUGGACUGCAUUUCUUGAUCCUUUAUGUGCCAUUCCUUGCUCAAAUAUUUGGCAUUGUUCCACUAAGCCUGAACGAGUGGUUGUUGGUAGUGGCCGUUGCUUUCCCUGUGAUUUUAAUUGAUGAGGUUCUCAAGUUUGUGGGAAGGUGUACAAGUGGGGCUCGGUCACGGUCAAAGAGUUCAUUGAAGCACAAGGCAGAGUAAGGUUGUAGGUAAGAUACUAGGCAAGGAAGGUUGUUAUUUACUUAUAAAAACACCAACAAGUCUAAUUGAACUUUGUUAUCUUGGUCCUUUAACCCUUAUGUUAACAACAGCAAGGGUUACUUAGACCACGACGAGAUAAUUAAUUGAUAAGAACAUAUUUGUAGAACUAGUGACAGGAUUAACUAGAUAUUAGUUUAUUAAAGAUCUCUUUACAUUCAAUGGAACCUUUCAGACAUUAAGUUUGUUUUUCAAAUAUUUGGGCAAUUGAAUUAAUAUGUUGCUUCAUUUGUUA
This is a messenger RNA of Daucus carota subsp. sativus, 3751 nucleotides long. Its product is annotated as calcium-transporting ATPase 4, endoplasmic reticulum-type. The coding region runs from base 268 to 3459 and encodes 1063 amino acids. The transcript is spliced from 9 exons. NCBI's taxonomy places the organism in Eukaryota, Viridiplantae, Streptophyta, Magnoliopsida, Apiales, Apiaceae. Gene Ontology annotation, biological process: calcium ion transmembrane transport; intracellular calcium ion homeostasis. The record is from RefSeq and is a predicted model, not a curated record. Gene Ontology annotation, molecular function: P-type calcium transporter activity; ATP binding; ATP hydrolysis activity. Gene Ontology annotation, cellular component: membrane.